Camponotus floridanus (Florida carpenter ant) is the source of this 1249-nucleotide messenger RNA. RefSeq lists its product as uncharacterized. Gene Ontology annotation, cellular component: centriole; non-motile cilium. The transcript has 4 exons. Lineage: Eukaryota; Metazoa; Arthropoda; Insecta; Hymenoptera; Formicidae. Gene Ontology annotation, biological process: cilium assembly. The coding region runs from base 156 to 1154 and encodes 332 amino acids. The record is from RefSeq and is a predicted model, not a curated record.
UUAAAACAGAAAAAAUGCGGUUUAUAUCAUAUAAUAUCUCCGGUAAAAACGCGUACUGCAUUUUAUAGUUGGUUUGUAGUAAAUGAAAAGAAAAAAGAAAAAAGAAAGAGCAUAUCGUAGUAUAUUUGAAAUCUCUCCAAAUUAAUACAGUUUGUAUGUGUAUUAUGUCGGAGAUUAAAGAUGAUCCACGAGAAGUUCUCGUUCUUUUGAAUUCAUUAGGAUUCGUUGGCAUUACCGCGGCUCAAUUAAAAGCUUUUAUGAAAGAUUUGAAAAUCUACAGAAAAAUAAAAGAGCGCGAAAAACAACAACGAAAAGAAGAGAUUAAAACAAAAAUAAUUAGCAAACAACAGACUCUGAUUAAGGAAGCAUCUCAUAGGUACCAAGAUACAGAUUAUUCCUUAAUUAAUGUUCCCUCUGAAUCAUCAAAUUCCAAUGACGAUGAAUCAUUGAUAAGAGUUAAGAUAAAAUGCAUUCCUAAGAUAUCCGAAGAAGAAAUUCAGAAAGAUGUUUCGAAACAUACUACAACAACUGCGAUAAAAUCAAAUGAAAAAGUGUCAACAAUAAAAUACCAUAAAGAAGAUGUUCAAGUAGUCGAAUCAGAUAGGAUUUGCUGCAAACAAGACUGUGUUAAUGUUAAACCUUUCCCAAUUAUAAGAUGUUCAAAAAAUGAAAAUAGACAAAAUGUUUCUAAAUGCUUAACAAGAGAUGAUUAUUUGACUGAAAAAUACAAGCUUAAUUUAAGAGCGGAUCAAGUAAAACCAAUAACUUCAGUAUUUGAGCACGCGAUAUGUAAACCUAGAUUAUUAAAUUGUGUAAGUGGAUCAGAAUCAAAGAGUGUAGCAUCGGAUCCAACUGGAAAUGUGCAUAUGCAAAAUAUUUUAUCUGCAAGAUCAUCUAUUAAUUCCAGACAUAAAUCGUUUAUUCGUCCAUGGAGAUUGCAACCACAAGCACAAAAAAUCAUCAAUAAGAAAUGUGACCCAGUUGCUCUUUAUCAAAAGUAUCAACAAGAAUGGAAACAAAUAUCUUUCCCUGGAGAAGCAAAACAUUCAAAAGUAAGAUGGGCUGUACGGGAAAAGAUGCUUGGUACAGAUCCACAUCCUAUGCCACUUUUAAGAAAAUCCACAAGUACAUCAAUGUUAAAGGGAAAAUGGUAAUAGCUGUUUUAAGUGUUUUACUAUGAUAGUUGUUUUAAAAAUAUGUAAAAAACUGAUAUAUAAUGUAUAAUGACAAUAAUUAGAUUAUAUUGUAU